Messenger RNA from Aspergillus campestris IBT 28561, 861 nucleotides. RefSeq lists its product as uncharacterized. The record is from RefSeq and is a predicted model, not a curated record. Gene Ontology annotation, cellular component: nucleus; cytoplasm. The transcript has 4 exons. Lineage: Eukaryota; Fungi; Ascomycota; Eurotiomycetes; Eurotiales; Aspergillaceae. Bases 1 to 861 code for a protein of 286 amino acids.
AUGAAGAUUCUGUGUCUCCACGGAAGGGGCUCCAACAAUGAUAUCUUUCAACUUCAAACGGCUGCUUUCAGAUCAGAAUUGAAUGAUUUUGCCUUUGAAUAUGUCCAAGGGACCGUGCCACACACUGAAGGCAAUUGGUCUCUGUAUACAGCGGCAUUUCCAGAUACACCACUGUACGGGUACUAUAACCCUUUGCAGCCGGCUUCGGUUACCCAAGCGGAGGACGAUUUGCUUCAAUUGAUCGAGCAAGAAGGUCCUUUUGACGGCGUCUUGGCCUACUCCGGUGGAACCGCGCUGGCCGCUCAGAUUAUCAUCCGAGACAGUCAGAAAAAUGCUUUCAGUUUGCCCGAUGAACGACCGUUCCGAUUUGCUAUCUUCAUCAAUGGAGUCACCCCCUUGAAAGUUAUCCCUGCUCAAGAAGUCAAGGGCGAAUCUUUAGACCAGUCUAACGAUUCUUCACUGGCGAUGGAAGAGGUAUCAAAUCUGUUAUUGAGGGAUUCGGCUACCAGGGUGCGCAAGAAGCGGUCCGAGUACGACACCUAUGAUCCCGCCGCCAUUAAACAGGAUAUUGCUUCGCUGGAAUCCCGAGUCACUCUUGAUGGCCGACCGUGUUUAUCAAACGGAAUAGAGGCAAUCACUAGAUACCAUGCGGAUCUGGAUGGUGUUCUCAUUGAUAUCCCCACUCUCCAUGUCCGCUGCUUGGAGGAGGUAGAUGAAGACCAUGGUUUAAAUCUUACCAAGUUGUGCGAGUCCGAAUUGGUCACGGAAUACUUCCACAAAAAUGGUGAAGAUUUUCCUCGCGGCCAUACAGAGAUGAAGAGGAUCGCACAGUUGAUUCGGGGAACAGCAGAACGGGCAUAG